Molecule: messenger RNA, 700 nt
Organism: Antrostomus carolinensis (chuck-will's-widow)
Lineage: Eukaryota; Metazoa; Chordata; Aves; Caprimulgiformes; Caprimulgidae
Product: suppressor of tumorigenicity 7 protein homolog
Exons: 4
Coding region: 7-474 (155 amino acids)
Source: RefSeq, a predicted model, not a curated record
CUAGAAAUGAAAAGCUUGAUUCUGCCUCCUGAACAUAUUCUGAAGAGAGGGGACAGUGAAGCAAUAGCAUAUGCUUUCUUUCAUCUUCAACACUGGAAAAGAGUAGAGGGGGCAUUGAAUCUCUUACACUGUACAUGGGAAGGCACUUUCAGAAUGAUCCCCUAUCCACUGGAAAAAGGACACCUUUUCUACCCUUACCCUAUUUGUACAGAAACUGCAGAUAGAGAAUUACUACCAUCAUUUCAUGAAGUUUCAGUUUACCCCAAGAAAGAGCUUCCCUUCUUCAUCCUCUUCACUGCUGGACUAUGUUCUUUCACAGCCAUGCUAGCCCUCCUGACACAUCAGUUCCCAGAGCUUAUGGGGGUCUUCGCAAAAGCCUUUCUCAGUACCCUCUUUGCCCCUUUAAAUUUUGUGAUGGAAAAAGUAGAAAGCAUCCUGCCCUCCAGUCUGUGGCACCAGCUGACGAGGAUCUGAGGGAGCACGCCCGCUGACUGACUGCCGUGACAUCUUCUGUGCCAACUUUUUGUUGACCACAAGAAAGCAUGAUAAAAAAGGGAAGCAGUUCUAAGACUUAAAAACUCUUCAUGGAUUGUCUGUUCUCAUAUAAAAACUGUUUUGUUGUACAAAAUACAUUGAUGUUAGGUUCUAUUAUAUUUUGCCUUCAGAAAAGAAAAACUUAAAAAUAAAAUUUUGUGUAUUG